Cebus imitator (Panamanian white-faced capuchin) is the source of this 706-nucleotide messenger RNA. It is a transcript of the gene EDF1, whose product is annotated as endothelial differentiation related factor 1. The record is from RefSeq and is a predicted model, not a curated record. Lineage: Eukaryota; Metazoa; Chordata; Mammalia; Primates; Cebidae. Gene Ontology annotation, cellular component: nucleus. The transcript has 5 exons. Gene Ontology annotation, molecular function: DNA binding. The coding region runs from base 90 to 536 and encodes 148 amino acids.
CGGGGCGGCGCCGGGGGACGUCGCGUCACCGCGCCGGGUCGGUAGCAGCUACCGCGGAGCCGCCGGAGGGACGCCCGCCUUCGCCCGCCAUGGCCGAGAGCGACUGGGACACGGUGACGGUGCUGCGCAAGAAAGGCCCUACGGCCGCCCAGGCCAAGUCCAAGCAGGCUAUCUUAGCAGCACAGAGACGAGGAGAAGAUGUAGAGACUUCCAAGAAAUGGGCUGCUGGCCAGAACAAACAGCAUUCUAUCACCAAGAACACAGCCAAGCUGGACCGGGAGACAGAGGAGCUGCACCAUGACAGGGUGACCCUGGAGGUGGGCAAGGUGAUCCAGCAGGGCCGGCAGAGCAAGGGGCUCACGCAGAAGGACCUGGCCACGAAAAUCAAUGAGAAGCCACAGGUGAUCGCGGACUAUGAGAGUGGACGGGCCAUCCCCAAUAACCAGGUGCUGGGCAAAAUCGAGCGGGCCAUCGGCCUCAAGCUCCGGGGGAAGGACAUUGGAAAGCCCAUCGAGAAGGGGCCUAGGGCGAAAUGAACACAAAGCCUCGAAAUCAGUGCGCUCCGGCUGAUCUCGUUCCGCGGGUUCCCCUUGGCCGCCAGCACCGCCGUGGGUCUCCUCACGGGCCGAGCGGAACAAGGGGUCCAGCUUUUGGGGGCCUCCCCAGCCCAUUCCUGCUGUCAAACAAACAAAACCUUGCAAGGCGU